This is a messenger RNA of Rhodamnia argentea, 1631 nucleotides long. RefSeq lists its product as uncharacterized. Lineage: Eukaryota; Viridiplantae; Streptophyta; Magnoliopsida; Myrtales; Myrtaceae. Bases 40 to 1116 code for a protein of 358 amino acids. Gene Ontology annotation, biological process: tRNA modification. Gene Ontology annotation, molecular function: RNA binding. The record is from RefSeq and is a predicted model, not a curated record. The transcript is spliced from 7 exons.
GGUAGGGCAGACUGCAGAGACAAGAGUUUGAACUGGACUAUGGAACCGACUCAGAGCAGAGAGAAAAGAGAAAUGGAGGAAGAAGAAGAAGAAGAAGAAGACAACGAUGAAGAAGCGAAGGCGAAGAAGACGACGACGAUGACGCCAUGGGAGCAGCACUCAGCUGUCAUCAGCAUCCCUCGCUUCGACUACAACGCCCCCUCUUCCCUCCUCCGACGCUCGCACUCCGGCUUCCUCAUCACCUGCACCAUCAAGAGGGAGAAGAGCGCAACCAAAGAAGCCAUGUCCCUCCUUGAAAAGUGUUAUGGGACAUUUGCUGCUAGGGAGAGUAAUAACUUGGAAGUGGCUGAUGCAAAGUUAACUCCUAAGAGAAGGAAAGUAUGUCCUGAGGAAUUGGAUAAGGAAGGUGCCAAUGGUGCCGAGUGUGGGCAUUCAACAGAUCAGAAUGGCAACGAGGAUGGUAAGCUUUCAGAAGAUGUAUCUUCUCAAACGGAGGAAGACAGCAGUGCGAAUGAAUCUCAAGCACUUUCAUUAGUCAAGUUGACAGGGAGUGGUUUGCUUCUCUUUACAUUCCCCCAUGAGGAUUCAGCCGACACCGUUCAAAUUGUGUCUGAUAUUAUUGAUUCCCUGGGAUCUACAGAUUCAAGUUCCCCACAUUGGUGUCAUCGAAUUUUCCCUAUCCAAGCUACAUGCAGUUUGAAUGAGCCUGACCUAAGGACUGUUGUUCAAAAGCUUGUUCUCAAGUUUUUAAAGGAUAGGCCAAGCAGACUUGCAUUACCAAUCAAGUUUGCAGUUGGAUAUAAUAGAAGAGGACUUGAAGAGACAGAGCGGAAAAAUUCAAAAGAUAAAUCUGAUGGUUCUGAUCUACUACCUUUGUUGGACCGCCACAAAUGCUUUGAAGUCGUAGCUGCGGCUGUUAAGGAUGCUAUAUCAGAUUCAGUUGUAGAUCUUAAAAACCCCGAGAUUUCUGUUCUGGUUGAGCUGCUACCCCUUUCGGCUGUUCCUAGCAGGUCAUUGGUGGCCGCAGUAUCAGUUCUUCCACAAAAACUGGUCACUACAAAGCCACGGCUGUGUGUGAAGGCGUUGGUUCCUCAGGCCAAGUCAAAGAAUAAGUGAGUUGGUGGACUAUAGCAGCAACUCAUAGCUGUGCAAUCUUCUAAUGGAGGUUGCUUGAGAUUCUGGCCUUGGAUUCCAAAGAACCAUGAAGAGAUGAAACAACAGGAUCCAACUGCAAUCCAUUCAUGCUAGUCGGUUUUCUGUAGAUGCAACAGGUUGAUAUAGUCACGUCAACGAAAAGUUCCAGUCCAUGCAAGUUGACAUCUUAACUUGUUUUGGACUAAAGGUCGGCCUCCGUGAGGAGUAGGAAUACACUAAUAAUUUCUUGAUCCUUCAGAACAUACUGGGAUUUGGGAAGUAAUAUUGAUCUUUCUGUUUUAUAUCCCAGUGUCUUGGUGCUCUCAUAUUUGACCUAGACUACACUACAUUUUAUUUUCCUUUCUCCUUUAGAGUCGAAAUAUAUGUCUCCAUGAAAAACUUGCAAAAUGCAGUGUUGGUGUCAGAUAUGCAAGUCAACUAUGGUUUUGUAAUUGUUCACUCAAAAUUUUCCCUGAACAAGAGUGUAUUUUCCUGUU